Molecule: messenger RNA, 1430 nt
Organism: Syngnathus acus (greater pipefish)
Lineage: Eukaryota; Metazoa; Chordata; Actinopteri; Syngnathiformes; Syngnathidae
Gene: nudt4a
Product: nudix (nucleoside diphosphate linked moiety X)-type motif 4a
Exons: 5
Coding region: 245-775 (176 amino acids)
Biological process (GO): diphosphoinositol polyphosphate metabolic process; diadenosine hexaphosphate catabolic process; adenosine 5'-(hexahydrogen pentaphosphate) catabolic process
Cellular component (GO): nucleus; cytoplasm
Molecular function (GO): bis(5'-adenosyl)-pentaphosphatase activity; endopolyphosphatase activity; diphosphoinositol-polyphosphate diphosphatase activity
Source: RefSeq, a predicted model, not a curated record
UAAAAGAAGCCCGCGGACCUCUGACAUGAGUGUGACAUCGGAACCUAAUUUCCAUGCCAUGUUCCAUGAACGACCAGUUGCAGCCUGACACGGAUGAAGAAAAGUCUAGAAAUGAAUGAAGCAACUCCACAUUUUGGAAUUGCGACUGUUACAUAGUCUGGCCUCGCGGACGACUGAAGCUCCACGUACUACCAACCUCUGACCUUUAUUUUGAUGCGUUUCCCCAUUGAGGAGAACAUUUUACAUGAUGAAAUUUAAGACCAACAAGACCAGGACGUACGACGGCGAAGGGUUCAAAAGACGAGCAGCUUGUUUGUGUUUCAGCAGCGAAUCCGAAGAUGAGGUGCUACUGGUGAGCAGCAGCCGAUACCCGGACCGAUGGAUUGUGCCAGGGGGAGGAGUGGAGCCUGAGGAGGAACCCUAUGGAGCUGCUGUCAGAGAAGUUUAUGAGGAGGCUGGGGUCAAGGCAAGGCUUGGCAGACUUCUGGGAAUUUUUGAGGACAGAAAGCACAGGACACACGUCUAUAUCCUCAUUGUCACGGAGAUGCUGGAGGACUGGGAGGACUCCGUCAACAUAGGAAGGAAACGUGAGUGGUUCAAAGUUGAUGACGCCAUCAGGGUACUGCAGAGCCACCGACCUGUCCAUGCCGAAUACCUGCACAGAUUCAAGAACACCCGUAACUCCACCUGCAGCCCACUGUGUCACCCAAGUAACGGCAACGCACCGGGCUCCCAAGUGAUGGACAGCAACACUCCUUCCUCACUACGUUGUUAGUGCCGCACAAACCUCUCGUCAAUUGAGAAUUAUGAAGUACUCCAAGAUGGACUUACCUGAAACACACUGUUACCUAAAUGACUUGCAGUUUUAGACCAUGAAGUACGGACGCUAAUGACACUGAUUUGAAACCCAUUUUGAGGUGGGCUUGUAGAGUGACAAAUUGUUUUUCAAUAAUGGCUACAGAUGUAUGUUUAUUUUUAUAGUGAUCAUCACCAACUGUGUGUCCCUUUUAAUGCUUUCUCUUUAUUUUUAGAGUGUUGCGUCUGCACUUUAAAGGUCAUUUUUAUUCUUGAUUAAUAAUACAGUAUUUGAUUGUUGCUGUUGCCAGUGUUUGCUUGGUUUCCUGGUGCUCAGUACUGAGAAGUGCUACCUCUCAGAGGAAGUCAUAAUGCUCAAAGUGCCUUGUUGACAAAUUAGCAGAGUAUAUCAUGUGCUUGAAAGAAAACCAAACUAGUUUUGUGAACUGCGAAGAUACAGAGUGACUUAAAAUAACCUAAAGUAAACUAUAGCUAUUAAUAUUAACAUUAGAAUCACAUCUGAAUUAAGUAAAAAAUAAAAUCACUUCAAAUGCUGCGUACAAUGUUUCCCAAAAAUGUGCAUCAUCUGAAUUGGGAAUAUCUGAGUAACUAAAUAAAACAUUUAUUUAUCAAAA